GGUUCCUCACUGGAGACAGUUUGGAUAAUGUCAUCUGUAUCUAUAGAUUUAAAAGAGGACAGAAGGGGAGGAUUCAAAAAGAUUUGAUUUUGUUUAGGUGGGGAGGGAGAAGAGGACAGGAGGCAUCAUCAGCCCACCAUGGCAUAUUGAUAUCUUCAUGUUCUAGCAAAGCUGUCUUGGAAUAUCUUGUCUAUAUGCUUUCUUAAGCAUAUGUGGAUUUAUUAGAUUUGUCUAUAUAUCUUUGCUUAAUUUUGUUUUUUAUCUUCUCUUCCUACCUUACUUCCUCCUUCGUAGAAAACUAUUCCUAUAUGAAAGGUUAAGCCUUGAGUUUCUCCAUCUUUUCCUUGCCUCCUCCUUAACAGCCUGUCAAGCUUGCAUUUUCCUUAUUAUUUUCUUUUUUUUUUUGGUGCUCCCCUUGUUUCUUUCUUUCUAAGCAAAAGCUGCUUUCUUAUUUGUGGAGAAGAAGGAAUCUAUCGUUCUUGCUUUGGUUCUUUCGUUUGGAUUUAGGAUAAUGGAACAUUGAUGAGAAGAGUGAGGAGAAAAGAAAAUGGUUGUUGAGCAGAAGAAACGGAGCUCACAGGCAUGGGUUUAAAAUUGAAGAAGGCUUGCAAUCUCCUCAAUACAUUGCUGAAGCAUAACCAUGAAGUGUUUGCUGUAACUCUCAAUUCACAAGCUAUUCAGAACAAGUUGAACUGCAAAUUGAAUAGCAAACAAAUCUGCUCUGAUUUCAGUAACAUUCACAAAUCAAUGGAUAGAUUUUCGGAAAGAUGCAACAGAGAAUCCAUUAAGAACAUAAUGCUGAAGCAAGAAGAGAUCUUCAAACAGCAGGUCCGCGAGCUCCAUCGAUUAUAUAAGAUUCAAAAAACGCUAAUGACUCGGCAGAGGUGUGAAAAGGUGAAGAUGAACUCAUCUGUGGUAACUUCCAACCCCCAAAUUGUAACAGACGCCAUGAACAAACUCAAGAGCAGUAGAACUUCCUCAGAAACUACCCAUUCUUCUCAUGUCAGUGUCAGAAAUAACUCUAAUGCUGUUCUAAAUUCUGAACACACCUUAGUACAUCAAUCUGCUGCAAUGGCAGCCGGCCAUACCUCCCGGGACCUCAUCAACUUCUCAGAACCUUUGAGAACAUCAAAGGAGUAUCUUCUUCAAAAUCCAGUUGAAGGAGAAAGCCCGGAAUCAUGCUCAAAUGAAGAAUGCAAUCUUGAUCUAACAUUAAGCAUUGGUUGUGCAUCAGAUAAGAUGAAAAGUGCAGAUUGGAAGGAAAUGACAACGAGAUCAACACAGUUGCUCGCUUCUAAUUUGAAUAGGGAAGCGAGCGAGCAGGAAUUCACAAAUUCUUCAAAUGGAUUUGGUGCAGAGAGCUUGAAGAGGCCUCGUUGGCUCUUCCAAGCAUUGAGUUUGAACAGAACGUGAAUAAUGCUUCAACUCUUUCACAGCUUAUGUGGAUUUGCCUUAGAAGGGGCAGUUCUUACAGCACUUACUAGCUGUUAUUGUGGCAUGAACUAUACAAGAUUGAAAUGAUAUGCUAUCUGCAUUUUGGUAGCCAAAUAUCAUUGUAAGACUAUUCUGCGAGAGGCUCUUCAUUGAUUCAGUAAGAGAUUGGUUUGUCAUUGAGGGGAUUUGUCGACACCAGCCUUUUUUUUUUCUUUCUUUCUUCUUCUUUAUGUAGGCUUCCCAGUACAGCAAAAUCAGCAGCAACUGCGAAUCAGUAUUAAUAAAGGAGGACUUCACUCAUUUUCUAA
Dendrobium catenatum is the source of this 1742-nucleotide messenger RNA. RefSeq lists its product as uncharacterized. The record is from RefSeq and is a predicted model, not a curated record. The transcript is spliced from 3 exons. Bases 583 to 1413 code for a protein of 276 amino acids. NCBI's taxonomy places the organism in Eukaryota, Viridiplantae, Streptophyta, Magnoliopsida, Asparagales, Orchidaceae.